AUGGCCACGGAGAGGUAUCGAAGGAAUUCUAUUGCUAGCUUAAAAUUGCCUAAUGGUACUGUGGUGACUGAUCAUUCACAAAUGGAGGUUGUGGGAUUGGAUGUUCUCACUAAGCCUUUUGAGAAGGAGGAAAUGGACGUGAUUGUCAAGCAUAUGCCAGUUGAUAAAGCUCCAGGUCCAGAUGGUUUUAAUGGUCUUUUCUUCAAAAGGAAGUUCAGGUGCAAAAAGGGUGUCAGACAGGGUGAUCCAGUCUCUCCCCUCCUUUUUGUCCUAGCUGCUGAUCUCCUGCAGACUGUAAUCAAUGACAUGUUCAGAAGGGGCAUUCUUCAGUUACCUAUACCUUGUCAUGAUCAGGAUUACCCCGUGAUUCAGUAUGCUGAUGACACCCUUAUUAUCUUGCCUGCGGACAAGGACCAUCUUAUAGCUCUCAAGGAUAUGCUCAGGGUCUUCUCUGUGUCCAUUGGUCUGGAUGUGAACUAUCACAAAUCCUUUAUUAUUCCCAUCAAUGUGGACACUGCUGUCAUGACUGAAUUAGCUUCUGCAUUUGGCUGCCAGAUUGGGAAAAUGCCAUUUACCUACCUUGGGUUGCCAGUGGGACCUACAAGGCCUAAAAUGGUGGAUUUUAUGCCAUUGGUUGAUUGCAUGGAGAGGAGAAUGACAGCUAGUUCAUCUUUUUUGAAUUAG
This is a messenger RNA of Aegilops tauschii subsp. strangulata, 684 nucleotides long. NCBI's taxonomy places the organism in Eukaryota, Viridiplantae, Streptophyta, Magnoliopsida, Poales, Poaceae. The record is from RefSeq and is a predicted model, not a curated record.